AUGCAACGUUGGGCGCUGAUCCUGGAAGCGUAUCAGUAUGACAUGCAGUACAGAUCGUCUGAACAGCAUAGAAAUUGUGAUUCCUUAUCGCGAUUGUCAUUACAUGAGAUAGAACAGGAGGAAACAGAAGAAGGAAUAUUUACAUUGGAUAUGUGCUUAACAAUCUCUAGUCAGGAGAUAGCGAUAGCUACUCGAAGAGACCCGAUUAUGUCGAGAAUGUUUGAUUUCACUCUGAAUGGUUGGCCAGCUCAUGUAGAGGAUGCUGGUUUGCAACCUUUCUUCGAUAGAAGGAAUGAACUUACACUGGAAAAGGGAUUGAUCUGGUGGGGGAUGCGAGUGAUCAUUCCAGAAAUGUUUAGAGGUCGAUUGUUGCUAGAGCUGCACGAGGAACAUUUGGGAAUGUCUCGCACAAAAGCCUUAGCCAGGGGAUAUCUUUGGUGGCCUUAUCUAGACAGGGAUAUUGAAGACAUGGUUGAAAGAAGUUCAGCUUGUGCAUAUACAAGAAACACUCCAAAAGAAAGCCCCCUGCAUUCUUGGAUUUGGGCUUCUAGACCGGGUCAACGGGUACAUAUAGAUUAUGCAGAAUAUGAGGGACACUUCUUUCUUGUUAUUGUAGACAGCUUUUCAAAAUGGCUGGAAGUCAUACCUGUGAAGUCCACCACAAGCAGGAAUACCAUUUAA
Saccostrea echinata is the source of this 681-nucleotide messenger RNA. RefSeq lists its product as uncharacterized. Gene Ontology annotation, biological process: DNA integration. The record is from RefSeq and is a predicted model, not a curated record. Gene Ontology annotation, molecular function: nucleic acid binding. The coding region runs from base 1 to 681 and encodes 226 amino acids. Lineage: Eukaryota; Metazoa; Mollusca; Bivalvia; Ostreida; Ostreidae. The transcript has a single exon.